Messenger RNA from Penicillium paradoxum, 261 nucleotides. RefSeq lists its product as uncharacterized. Bases 1 to 261 code for a protein of 86 amino acids. NCBI's taxonomy places the organism in Eukaryota, Fungi, Ascomycota, Eurotiomycetes, Eurotiales, Aspergillaceae. The record is from RefSeq and is a predicted model, not a curated record. The transcript has a single exon.
AUGCCUAUGCCAACCGAUUCGAUGCUUUCCCAGAAGCGUUCUCAACGAGACAAGGCAUCCGCUCACAGAUCUGAGGUUCACUCAACGCAAAAGGCUUCCCAUAGCGAGAUGGGCCCUGCCGAACUUCUAAGUGAAGAGAUGGAUAACGCUGGCAAUGCUGUACCCGAUCCAAAUUGGCCCGGGGAGGCACAGAACUCGAGUGAUAAGGAACAUUCGGAUUUGGUUGAUGCUAUGAAGGCGGAAACUGCCGAUUUUGAGUAG